Messenger RNA from Mercurialis annua (annual mercury), 995 nucleotides. RefSeq lists its product as uncharacterized. The record is from RefSeq and is a predicted model, not a curated record. The coding region runs from base 195 to 614 and encodes 139 amino acids. NCBI's taxonomy places the organism in Eukaryota, Viridiplantae, Streptophyta, Magnoliopsida, Malpighiales, Euphorbiaceae. The transcript has a single exon.
AUACACACAUGCUUCUCUCAUUUUUUACUUAUAUAAUCAUUCAUUUUCAUGAGGCCGACUCAUAGAUAUAUUAAGACACUAAACAAUUCCUUUUUUUUUUUACAAUUUAAACACAUCCCAUGAUUCUCCAUUACUUCUUUUAUUUUAUGUAAUACAAAUAUUUUUGUUUUGUGCUUUUUCAUAAUCCAAAUAAAAUGGAAAAUUUCUGGUCUUUUUAUUCAAAACAACAAACCAACACUAAAAAGAGUGUUGAUUUGUCAUCUUGUUUGCUUGUAGAAGCCUCUGGUGAUUCUGAAGUUGAUUUUCAAUCUGAUCCUAAUCUACCCUUUUUCAAAUUUGAUGAUGAUGAUGCGGAAUCUUGGAGCUGUGAUGUUUCAGAUUGUUCCUGUGCUGAAAUUAGAGCAGAAGCUUAUGUUAAUGGCGGUGUUCUUGAUUUUAGGAAUAAUGUUAAAGAGCAAAAUCAAGAAGAGAAAUUUAAAGAUGAAGAUGAUGAGGUUCGGUUUUAUCAGAAAUGGGUUGAUCAGAAAUCUUGUGUUUCUGAAGAAUCAACUAAUGAACCCAUUAAUGAAAUGGAAAGGAAUAAGCUUUUCUGGGAGGCUUGUUUGGCUUCUUGAUCCUUCCUUCGCAUAGGUAGCACGGAACGGAAAACGGGGCAUUUGCACAGUCGGCGUAAUGGCGUUAUUUUAAGAUUUUUUAUGUUAAAAUUUGAAGUUUCGUACGAAACAUUAAGUGUCCGAUGCGUUCUCGAAACUGAAAAUGUUGACUGAGUGAAGUGUCCGUGCAACCUAUUUCUUCAUUUCUGGUUCUUUCUUCAAUUUUCUAUUUAUUUUAUGGGUUUUUUAGAAUAUAAUUAAUUGUAAGUAAUUAUAUUUCUUCUGUGUAUCCUCUGGUUCAUAGAGAGGAGAGAAGAAAGAGUUGGUUAAAUUAAUAUCCAACUCUUGAAUGAUAAAACAAGUGUACAAAUGCUAUGCAUUAUAAUUGUUCAUCUUUUAUUA